Elgaria multicarinata webbii is the source of this 1758-nucleotide messenger RNA. RefSeq names its product vomeronasal type-2 receptor 26-like. Gene Ontology annotation, molecular function: G protein-coupled receptor activity. NCBI's taxonomy places the organism in Eukaryota, Metazoa, Chordata, Lepidosauria, Squamata, Anguidae. The record is from RefSeq and is a predicted model, not a curated record. The transcript is spliced from 6 exons. Gene Ontology annotation, cellular component: plasma membrane. Bases 1 to 1758 code for a protein of 585 amino acids. Gene Ontology annotation, biological process: G protein-coupled receptor signaling pathway.
AUGAUGCUCCCAAAAGUGUUCAAAGAGAUCAACCAGAAUCCCAGUCUCUUACCCAACAUCUCCCUGGGCUACAGCAUCCAUGACAACUAUUUUGAUGAAACGAUGACUUCGGAUGCCUUGCUGGACCUGCUCUCUCCUGGGUGGGCGGAUGUUCCCAACUACAAGUGUGGAAGACAGAAUCACCCCUUGGCUGUUAUUGAAGGCUCUGACACAGACAUCUCCAUCCAAAUAGCAAGCAUGUUGGGCCUCUACAAAAUCUCACAGGAUGCCUUGUCAGUGAAAGGCCGGACAAGAUGCACAGAGAAAGAGACGUUGGGGGCUCUGACCCAGGAGGAUGUGGAGAGAACCCUGUCUCUAGACAGCCACAUCAUUUACAACACCAUCUGGGCUGUGGCCCAUGCCUUACAUGCCGCUCUUUCAUCCAGGUCCAAGAGGAGGCUGGUGGAGGGUGGAGACAGGAUGGACCUUCAGCGGCUUCAGCCAUGGCAGCUUCACCCUUUCCUGAGAAGCCCCCAGUUUUACAAUUAUUCCAUCAUGGAUGGAGUGUAUUUGGACAAGAAUGGAGAGAUGGUGGUCAACUUUGACAUGGUCAACUGGAUGCUCUUUCCCAAUAAGUCUGUGCUCAGACUCAAAUUUGGGAGUUUGGAAAGACGGGGGUCUGCUGACAUCAAGUUCACCAUCGACUGGAAUACCACUGUGUGGCCCACAUGGCUCAACCAGACCCUGCCUCAAUCCAGGUGUGUGGAAAGCUGUCGCCCAGGAUUCAAGAAGGUGGUCCAGGAAGGAAGGCCCGUUUGCUGCUAUGGCUGUGAUCCCUGUGCAGAAGGGACCAUCUCCACCCGGGAAGAUGCAGCCCUUUGCACCAAGUGUCCAGAAGACCAGCAUCCAAACAAGGACCGACAUCACUGUAUCCCAAAGGAAAUGACCUUCCUGUCCUAUGAAGAAUAUCUGGGGAUCAUCCUAGCAUCCCUUGCCCUCUUCCUGUCCUUCAGCACAGGUUUGGUGUUAGGAAUCUUCAUUCAAUUCCUAGAAACUCCAAUAGUCAAAGCUAACAACCGGGACCUCUCCUUCAUCCUCCUCAUCUCCCUCCUGUUUUCCUUCCUGUCCUCCUUCCUGUUCAUCGGCCGGCCAAGGAAAUUGACCUGCCUCCUCCGACAAAUGGCCUUCAGCGUCAUCUUCUCAGUGGCCGUCUCUUCUCUGUUGUCAAAAACAAUCACUGUAGUCUUGGCCUUCUUGGCCACAAAGCCAGGAAACAAGGUGAGGAAAUGCCUGGGAAAGACUUUAGCCAACACUGUGGUCAUUUCUUGCUCCAGUGUCCAAAUGUUUAUCUGCACCAUCUGGCUGAGCAUCUCUCCCCCAUUCCCUGACUCUGACAUGCACUCCCAGCCUGGACAGAUUGUCCUCCAGUGCAACGAAGGGUCUGUCACCAUGUUCUAUAUUGCCCUUGGCUACAUGGGCUUCCUGGCUGCCAUCUGCUUCACAGUGGCUUUCCUGGCUAGGAAGCUGCCUGGGUCCUUCAACGAAGCCAAGCUGAUCACCUUCAGCAUGCUGGUCUUCUGCAGCGUUUGGGUGUCCUUUGUGCCCACCUACCUGAGCACCAAGGGGAAAUACAUGGUGGCCGUGCAGGUCUUCUCCAUCUUGGCCUCCAGUGCUGGGCUCCUGGGCUGCAUCUUUCUUCCCAAAUGCUACAUCAUUAUACUGAGGCCUGAUCUAAAUACGAAGGAGCAGCUAACAACAAAAACUAAAGAUGGCCUCUGA